CUGAGUUAAUGUUAUUUAUGUCAGAACUAAUGUGGGAUUAGAAGUAGUAGGCUGCGUUUUUAUACACCGAUAUACACAAGAUAGCUUAAAAUAUAACAGAUUUCCUACCACUUUUAAAGUAUAUUUAGUAAUCUGAAUGUACAUCAUUAUAAAAAUGGCAAAAUAUCAGACUUAGUUAUAUAUCGUCAACUCAAGUCAGGAUAUUCUGCACAUUAACAGCUAAGAUAUCCAUGAUAGUAGUUGGAAAUGGCGGCAGAGGAUGAUUUCUUUGUCACAUUCAAAAACGUAUGCUUUUAUACUGGGAUAGGAAUUGGCAGUUUGUUUGCACUAAUUUUCCUGAUCUGGCUGUGUAACAAAUGUUUAGCAGCAGGAAUACUUCGGUGGUGUGAGGGUUUGUGUGAGUGUUAUCGUGAUUGCAACUGUGAUAACUGCUGCUACGUCUGUUGCUGUUGCUGCUUGCUAGAACAGCUAGAUAAGCUUUGUGAAGACGCGGACUGUAAAUCAGACUGUGAGUCUUCUUACAAUCUCUGUAAACAGGAUUAUGCCAAGUUAAACUGGAAGUUUUUCUUCAAGCCUAGUUGCUGUUUUUGUAGACAGAAAAAUGACUGGGAUGGUGACGAUUACAACGGCAGAUCGUUCGAUGGCUCAAGAAAUAUCGAUCUUCAUUCUGUGACAACACUGCCUUAUGAUUAUAACAACAGUCGUGUUAGCAAUCAUCGGGUUGACAACUGCAACCAUAUUGUUACACGCCAGCCUACAUUCGAGUUACAACACAUACAGCCGACAUCACCAGUAAGUCCGACUGUAUACAGCAAUAAUUAUGUAAGUUAUCCUUUGCUAAAUUCUAAAAUUAAAUCCAUGCAUUUAUCUUGUUAGGUUCCUUGACUCAUUAUUUUAUUCAUUAAUGGCAAUGUAUUUGUAACAUUCUUUUAAAUGUAUUUCGUUUUUUAAAGACCACAAGUCAAGCUACUAGACAGACAUACGUAAGCCCAACAAAUACA
Molecule: messenger RNA, 1001 nt
Organism: Physella acuta
Lineage: Eukaryota; Metazoa; Mollusca; Gastropoda; Physidae
Source: RefSeq, a predicted model, not a curated record